Alternaria alternata is the source of this 714-nucleotide messenger RNA. RefSeq lists its product as hypothetical. The transcript is spliced from 2 exons. Bases 1 to 714 code for a protein of 237 amino acids. NCBI's taxonomy places the organism in Eukaryota, Fungi, Ascomycota, Dothideomycetes, Pleosporales, Pleosporaceae. The record is from RefSeq and is a predicted model, not a curated record.
AUGGCGGCCGAGACCACCGGUACUACAACGCAGUGUGUAGAUGCGCCCGACUACCACUCGCUCAAAUUCGAACACAUGAGCAGGAUAUCUAGUCUUGCGGAAGGACAUGUUUACGCGCCCAGAUACUUUCCCGGUAUCCGACCGCAAACCAUAAUCUCUGAUACCGAUGAAGUAUUGUCGAGACUGCAGCGUGGUUUUGAACUCGCCCCUCCGUUCUCUACUAUCCUUACGGUGGUAGACCACGAGCACCUGACAAUGCUAAGUGUCUUUUUCCGCUACUGUCUCUCGGUGCAAGGCCAUGCUACAGCGACGGAGAAUUUCCAGUACAACUUUUGGUUAUGGUUCGAGAAACUCUGUCGCCAUGUCGCCAGCCAAAGUACACCGGAUAGCCCGCCAGAACACGUUGAUGUCGCUGCAUCGCCGAAGGCUGAGAAGAAGCCGGAUAGUUUUUGCAGCCAAGUUGAAUCGGAUGAUCGAGCACAUGAAAACAAAACUACGGUUUUGGAGAUUGAGGAGAUAGAGGAAGUUGCAAGCAACCAUAGUUUCCAUGGAGAACUGGAAACAAUGCGGAAGGAAGUUGAGAAAUACAAGUUGGCUUAUGAAGAGCAAAGCAAAAAGGUCGAAGAGGAGAAGUCGUGGUUGCACAAAUUGCGUCUCGCGCAUGUGAACUCCGAAGCCAUGCUUAGAGAACGUCAGAAAGAGGCAGAGGAGUGA